AAACAGAAUGAAAAUGAAGUGACCCGUGUGAUGACAGAAACUUCAUAGCACACUGACCAAUCUUAAAGGAACAAACCAAAAUAAUUCUAUCCAAACAGACUAUCAAAAGUGUUUAGUUCUUUCUGAAUUUAACAGCCACAUCUAACAUAAAGUCUACUGCCAAAAAUGUGAGAAUCUGAAUCAAUGAUCUGUGACUCACAACUUAAUUCUGUACCUUAAAGAGCAUAGAAUUUUGUAAAAAUCUGACUGACAAAUCAUUGCUCAGAAAUGCCGUCCCAGCAAAAUGAUCUCUCACCGCCUAUGCCCCCAGUUCCUGUCAAUUCUCCAACACCGAUAUUCCGUCCUCCAUUACCAAAGUCUCUACCACUGCAAAGACUAAGGUCAAGGCCAUUUAACCCAGCUUGCAGGUUUGGUAGCAUAGGGCUUCCAGCUUGCCACAAAAUGUCAGCAGAAGUAACUGCGACACCACCAAACGAACCAAUGUCUCAGGACACUUUUGAAUAUCUCUGGAAUACUCUAGAAACAGUCACAGACAAUGGAAAUUUCACACACAUCAACUCAAGAGACCUUGACUACUCAUAUGAAGAUGCGGACGAAGGUGCAUCAUUACAAAUUGACAAAUUUAGAAUCAACAGCAACGAAGUAUCAGACCUUUUGAACCCCAUCAUCGGACAGACAUCAUCAGCAUCAAUGUCACCAGAUUCUCAGACCAACAUCAUCGGCUCCACCGCAUCAAGCCCAUAUCAUGAAGGGACCUUAACGAGUCCCCCACCAUAUUCACCACACACAAACAUGACAUCACCCGUUCCCACAGUUCCUUCAAACACCAAUUAUCCAGGAGAAUAUGGUUUUGAGAUAUCAUUCGCCACUCCCUCAAAGGAGACAAAAUCAACCACUUGGACAUACUCAGAUAUGCUGAAGAAAUUGUACGUACGAAUGGCCACUACCUGCCCAGUUAGGUUCAAGACUGCCCGCCAGCCACCACCCGGUAGCAUCAUCCGCUCCAUGCCCAUCUUCAUGAAACCCGAACAUGUCCAGGAAGCUGUCAAACGGUGCCCUAAUCAUGCCACAUCAAAAGAGUUCAAUGAAAAUCACCCAGCUCCAAAUCAUCUUGUCAGGUGUGAGCAUAAACUAGCCAAAUACGUAGAAGACCCAUACACAAGUCGCCAGAGCGUAAUCAUUCCACAGGAACAGCCCCAGGCUGGGUCAGAAUGGGUCACAAAUCUCUUCCAGUUCAUGUGUCUCGGGUCCUGCGUUGGCGGACCUAACAGACGCCCACUCCAAAUUGUGUUCACGUUAGAAAAAGACAACCAGGUUCUCGGAAGAAGGUGUGUAGAAGUGAGAAUCUGUGCAUGCCCUGGUCGUGACAGAAAAGGGGAUGAAAAGGGCAUGUUGCCCCAGUCACCACAGCCUAAGAAAAAUGGUGCACUUCCAAGACUCACCAUUGGAACAGAAAUAACAACAGUGACAGCUGGCAAGAAGCGUAAACUUGAGGGCGAUAAUGACACGUAUACACUCACUGUUCGAGGUUUGGAGAACUAUCAAAUGCUCUGUAAAAUUAGGGACAGUCUGGAAAUAGCCUCACUUCUUCCACAAAACCAAAUGGACUUGUACAAACAGAAACAAGUGGAAGUACAACGGCAACAAACGGCUAGGGUUAUGGCAAUCCCAUCCUCACAGGUUGCAUCGACGUCAGUUGUACAGCAACAACAGACAACACUGACGACAGCAGAGACGAGACAGAUGACACAGUCGUUCAGUCCGUCAGAGGUGUCGACAACAGAUGUUGUUACAGACGGUCACCACAAUGGCAUACCACAGCCAAUAAAAGAAGAAACUAUUUCACAGAAUGGAGAACAUGAUAGUAGCGUUGAUACGUGGCUGAAUGCAUUGGGCCUAGGAGCUUACAUCGAUGGUUUCCAUGAACAAAAUCUGUACAGCUUACUACAGCUAGAUGACUUCUCCCUUGAUGAUCUUGCUAAGAUGAAAAUUGGCAAUGCCCACCGAAAUAAGAUAUGGAAAUCCUUGUUGGAUCUCCGUAACCAAGGUUUCACAGCUAUUCCUGUUGACAGCCAAGAUCUACAGAAAAGUGCAUCCAGCACGUCAACUAUCAGCAUUGCAUCACAAAACUCUAUUUCACAGAACAGUACUUAUAACCCCGGUUACUAUGAAGUAACACGUUACACCUUUAAGCACACGAUAUCAUUAGCAGAAGAAAAACAUCUUGAAGGACCAUCUCCAAAAGUUGAGAAAAUGGGCGAAUCAUGAAGUUGAUUUCUGUCGAUUUUUUUUGCUUUCAUAUUAUUUUUUAUAUUUAUGUAUGUUUUUUAAGUUACUGCUGUUAUUAUUAUGUUAAUGAUUUAUUAUGAUGAAACUGGAUUUCUUUCGGAGAAAUGUGGUUUUGUGUGUAAUACUUAAGAGGGGUAACUCAUAAAAAAAACUUUUUUUUUUUGUUUGAUUAUAAAGUGAAGGUGUUAAUUGCUGGUAGGGUUUGUUUCUGUUUGUGCAAUGCUGUUUAACAACUGUUUUAUGUAACCAGCUUCUUUUUAUCGAAAUACUUCAGAGUUUUUGUAACUUGAGUAAGUCUUUGUACAAGUACAAAAAAAUAGUAAAAGUGUUAGUAGUAGUUAGGGUUGACAGAGAUGUUGGAGAACUGCAGGCUGGGAAAUUUUUUGGUGACUUGUUUUGCCCUUUUUACGGUAUUUAGACUUACUCAUAAUAAAGAAAUGUUACUGUGUAAUGGAAAGUUUAUUUUCAUUCUGAAGUUUUAAAUUUGCUAUCACAUCAGAUGGCAAAUAUUUGUGAAAUAUGAAUUUGCAAAUAUUUCCAACAUCAGGUGGCAAAUAUUUGUGAAAUUUGAAUUUGAAAACAAUUUUGAACAUAAGGUGGCAAAUAUUUGUGAAAUAUAUAUUUGAAAAUAAUUUGCAACAUCAGGUGGCAAAUAUUUGUGAAA
This is a messenger RNA of Mercenaria mercenaria, 2953 nucleotides long. RefSeq names its product tumor protein 63. Gene Ontology annotation, cellular component: nucleus. Gene Ontology annotation, molecular function: RNA polymerase II cis-regulatory region sequence-specific DNA binding; DNA-binding transcription factor activity, RNA polymerase II-specific; protein binding. NCBI's taxonomy places the organism in Eukaryota, Metazoa, Mollusca, Bivalvia, Venerida, Veneridae. The record is from RefSeq and is a predicted model, not a curated record. The transcript is spliced from 13 exons. The coding region runs from base 268 to 2268 and encodes 666 amino acids. Gene Ontology annotation, biological process: regulation of transcription by RNA polymerase II; apoptotic process; protein tetramerization.